ACCAGUGUUAUUACCACCGAUAACCGUGAUACAUAUUGUAUUAACAUAAUAUAAUAUAAUUAGAUUAUCAGUUAUUAACGUCGUCUCCAGUCGAACACACUAUGGCUCGAUCGUCGUCAAGUGUCACCAUGAAGGUUUUCGUAAUGGCCGUAUGCGUGUGCGCCGCCCUCGCCCGUCCGGAAGAAGUGAAAAUGGAAAACAAACCGACUGUGGUCAAAUCUGAGACCUUGGCAGCACCACUUCCGACGACCAUAGUGAAACGAGCUACUCCUCAGGUGGUCUCUACCCAAAAAGACUCUUCGCUUCCGAACGUCAGCGAGGACGUACUCGACAAGGCGCUCAGCGACAGGAGGUUCGUGCAAAGGCAACUCAAGUGCGCUACCGGCGAAGGACCGUGCGACCCCAUUGGCCGAAAAAUUAAAGCUCAUGCACCGUUAGUGUUGAGAGGAAUGUGCGUCAAGUGUUCGCAGUCGGAAAUCAAACAGAUUCAACGUGUCAUGUCACAUAUACAGAAGAAUUAUCCGAAGGAGUACACUAAGAUGCUGAAACAGUACCAGAGCGGUUUCUAAUCGCAUUGUGGCGUCCUUUAUUCCUGUUCAUGACCAGUCCAUCGCGGCCAUAUUGGCAUAAUUUAUGAUAACUUUAUUAUAUUAUAUAUCAUUAUAAUACACAUACAACAACCGAACAUUAAAAUGUAUAAGUGUCGGUGGUCUCGACGUACCUACCCCGUACGGUAGUUGUUCCGAUCAUUAUUUUUUAGUAUUACCUACUCUAGUUUUAUUGUUUUUUUUUUUUAUGUAAAUAAACGACUGAACGUAAUUUUAACCGCA
Acyrthosiphon pisum (pea aphid) is the source of this 830-nucleotide messenger RNA. Its product is annotated as chemosensory protein 1-like. Lineage: Eukaryota; Metazoa; Arthropoda; Insecta; Hemiptera; Aphididae. The record is from RefSeq and is marked provisional.